GUUUACUUCACCUAUCACAUGUCACCUGAAACUUAACCGAUUUAACCAAAAAAUAGUUGCUUUAUUUUUAUUCAUUGUGGUUUUAGAUAUUUACAAAUUCUUCUAAUACCCAACUAAUUAACGAAAUGGUAUUAGCAUCUAGAUAAAAAGGGUUUUUAAGUGUUUGCAAUCACGUGCGUGUGUUGCAAUUUAUUAUGGACGGAAAACCGGAUUUGGAAGUGGUGAAAUCAGCCGUAUCAACAUUAUACAACAACCCGGAUGGCGGUGAAAAAGAAAGGGCCUCCCGAUGGCUAUUGGAAUUACAAAAAUCGGUUCACGCAUGGACCGUUGCCGACGAAUUGCUGCGCCGUUGCACGAACGCCGACGAUCUCCAAACCCGCUAUUUCGCCGCUCAAACGAUGCGAACCAAAAUUCACCAAUCCUUCCACGAGCUACCCAGAGACGUCCACGAGUCUCUCAGGGACUCGCUUCUGGAGCACAUGGGGGCUUGCGCUGGCGUCGAUGAGGGCGCAGGUGCCGCCAUAGUGACGCAACUAUCGCUAGCACUUGCGGAUUUGGCGCUGCAGAUGCCCGAUUGGCGAACGCCUGCGCUGGAUUUGAUCGGCCGAUUCAGCGCGGGGAAUAACGUGUGGCCCUUAUUGGAGGUGUUGACUGUGCUCCCUGAAGAAUUAGAGAGCAGAUCAGUGAGAUUAGGAGAAAAUCGACGAUACGAGGUAUUAGAAGAUAUGAAAUUCUGCGCUCCCACCGUGAAUGAAUUUCUGAAGCAUUGUUCGAAUUUGUACGGAAGAGGAGGAUCGGAAAGGUUAGCGGCAGGCGAUAGACCGAUAGAUGUGAAAAUCCUCAGAUGUUUCGCUUCUUGGAUAUCAGUCGGAGCAAUUGGACCGAGUCAAUUGAGCGAGGAUCGGGUGGUGGUUGACAUGGCGUUCGACGUGUUGAAAACGGACAUAAGGCCAGAUGAAAAAGAAAGCGUAACAGGCCAACUUCACGAAGCCGCCACGGAUUGUAUUUGCACCUUACUGUUACGUCUCGAGGAUAACAACAACCACGUCGCAUUGGAAACGCACUUAUUUGAAAAUAUAGUAAAUUUAGAAGUGGCCUAUCAUGCAUCUGUCGCCCUCGAAGAUCAAGCAAAGUCGACGGAUUAUUGUCGGCUAUUCACCGAAUUGGCGGAAUCAUUUUUGGGGAAGAUUGUAGACGAUGGAGGAGGCGGUGGUGGCGGCGACGGCGGCGGCGGAGCCAAGAGGCGUACCGUGUACGCCGUUAAAUGUCUAGAUUUGGUACUGAUGUGCGUCGGCCAUCAUGAUUACGAGGUGGCCGAAAUAACAUUUAACCUUUGGCAUAUGCUAAGUGAGGAAUUAUAUCAGAAAAAUAAUAAGGAAUUAACUGAAUUAUUCAAACCAUACGUGGAAAGAUUGAUCACGGCCUUAUGUAGGCAUUGCCAGAUGGAGCCAGACAUGGAGGGUCUACUCGAAAAAGGAGAUGAAUUUAAAGAUUUUAGGAUGAAAGUCUCUGAUCUAAUAAAGGACGUGGUCUUUAUAGUAGGUAGCAGCAGUUGCUUCAGGCAAAUGUUCAUCAAUUUACAAACCUCCGGUGUUACGUGGGAUGCCAGCGAAGCCGCUCUCUUUGUAAUGCAGGCUGUAGCCAAAAACGUUCUACCCACGGAAAACGAAGUUGUUCCUAAAGUCGUCGAAGCAAUAUUGAACAUACCAAUCAGCGCACACGUCGCUGUGAAGUACACCUCUGUCCUUCUACUGGGCGAACUGGCCGAAUGGAUAGAAAAACACCCGGACGCUUUGGAUCCCGUCCUGAAUUUCCUAGUUUGCUGCCUUCGGAGCGGCGCCGAAGGGGGAGGCGUCGCGACGGCGGCGGCGUCCGCGCUGCAGAACGUGUGCACGUGCUGCGGCGCUCACAUGGGCAGGCACGUUCCCAUUCUGUUACAGUUACUUCAACAGUCGGAUUCGUUUGGCGUCGGCAACGCGGCGGUGGUGGGAUUACUGAAAGGCGUCGCGUCGGUGGUGAGUUGCGGCAUGGGAAGCGGCGCCGAAACGGCGUCGGCCGUACGGGAAUUGUGUUCGAUGCAAUUGUCGCCGUUAUGCAGUUUGAUCGAAAACGACGUUCGACCUGUUAAAGGGACUCUAACGGAUCCGGUGCUGUGGUUGGAUCGAUUGAGUUCGGUUCUGAGAUACGUUAAUGUCAAUAUUGUCGAAGGUGAAAUCCAUCCUUGCAAACCGGUAAUAAUGGAAAUGUGGCCGAUAUUAUCCCGAGCAUUCGACGCAUACCACAGCGACGUUCGGAUAAUGGAAAGAUGUUGCCGUUCGGUGCGUUUCAUGUUGCGUUGCGUGGCCCGACAACUUCAAGAUUUGCUGCCUUCGUUGGUCGGACAGAUCGUAAACAUUUACUGUCUCUACGGACAUUCGUGUUGUUUGUACGUCGGCAGCAUUUUAGUGGACGAAUACGCCGGUGACGUGACUUGCGUUAGAGGUCUCCUCGACAUGUUGAACGCUUUUUUGGAGCCGACGUUUCGUCUGUUGCAAGAAGAGAACGGCUUGAAGAACCAUCCGGAUACCGUCGAUGAUUUCUUUAGGUUGUGCGCUCGGUUCGUCCAGAGGGCGCCGAAGGCGUUUCUAAGCGGAGGCUCCCAUUUGGCGCCCAUUAUACAAUGCGCUCUUCUCGCCGCCACCUUAGAUCACAAGGAAGCCAACGUGUCUGUUAUGAAAUUUUUCUACGAUUUAAUAAACCAGGGACUGAGCGGCCGAGGUGAACCCGAUUUCGACGAGAGAAAAGCCUUGGUUAGGAGUCUACUGAACGAAUACGGUCAACAACUCGUGUCUAAUUUAAUUCACUCUUGCGUAUUUUACUUGCAUUCGUACAUGCUGAGCGAAGUGGGCGACGUUUUUGUACAAUUGUUGGAUUUCGAUAGACAGAUCACGAGUGAAUGGUUAGCGAACGGUUUGGAAUUGUUACCGAAACAACAGAAUGGUGGAAUAAUGGCGGCCAAGCCUAAACAAUUAAAUGAUGUUCAUGCUUCUAUAACGAGAUCAAACAGUUCAAAAUCUGUGACGCACGCUCUGAAAGACCUAACUAGGCUAUAUCGUUAACUAUAAAUCUUGUCUAUAUAGUGUUAAUUGAGUAAAAAGGCUUAAUAACAGAGUUUAAUAUUUUCUUAAAUCUAAGAAAUUAACGAACUUUGGAAACGUCGCAAGACAUAUUUUGUGAAUUUAUUGAAGAGGGUGAAUUUGUAUCAUAUUAGGUUAUUGGCGAUAUCUCAAUCUCUCAAGAUUAACGAAAAAAUUUUAUAUUUUUGCCACUUUUGUGUAAAUAUUUUUUUCAAUAAUCAAAUCGAUUCGAAUAACCUCCACUAUAUUUUUUAAGAAUAUGACGGAACGUGUAAACUUAUUAAAAAACGAAAGAUAAAUG
Phyllotreta striolata is the source of this 3417-nucleotide messenger RNA. NCBI's taxonomy places the organism in Eukaryota, Metazoa, Arthropoda, Insecta, Coleoptera, Chrysomelidae. The record is from the annotation of a GenBank genome assembly.